This is a messenger RNA of Tribolium madens (black flour beetle), 9016 nucleotides long. Its product is annotated as protein 4.1 homolog. The transcript is spliced from 15 exons. Gene Ontology annotation, molecular function: actin binding; structural molecule activity. The coding region runs from base 238 to 8265 and encodes 2675 amino acids. The record is from RefSeq and is a predicted model, not a curated record. Gene Ontology annotation, cellular component: plasma membrane; cytoskeleton. Lineage: Eukaryota; Metazoa; Arthropoda; Insecta; Coleoptera; Tenebrionidae.
CAUGUGUAAAAUAAACAUUGUUAUCUUGAAAAUGACACACGCUGUGUAAAUGUAAAUGUAGAACAAGGUGUCAUUUGCAGGUUAGAGUAGUUUAGUCGAUUCAGCAUCGUUGAUCGUUUGUUGUUUAUGGUGUGGCCCAUCCCAGUUCGCUGUGAAUGUGUGUGCCGUUUCCAUAAGAAAAUUCUUUAUAAAAAAUUAAUGGAUAAUAUCUGUUGCUGAUAAAACUAAAAGGCGAGCAUGCCUGGUGAGAAAAAAAUGGCUGUUGAUAACGACUCAUCUCCUGCCAAAAGCAAGUCUUCGACUUUGGGUCGAAGCACAGGUAACACUUUGGCUCAUGUCACAAUGCUGGAUGGUACCGUUUUGGAUGUCAGCAUUGAGCGGAAAGCCAAAGGGAAAGACCUGCUCGAUAAAGUAUGCGAAGCGAUUAAUCUAAUUGAGAAGGAUUAUUUCGGUCUUGUCUACGCAGACAGACACGAUCCUAGAAACUGGUUAGAUCUCGACAAGAGAAUUUCGAAGUUUUUAAAAUCGGAGCCUUGGAAGUUUAGUUUCCAAGUGAAAUUCUACCCUCCCGAUCCCGCUCAACUCCAAGAAGACAUCACUCGCUACCAGCUGUGUCUUCAAAUCCGCAACGAUAUUUUAAGUAAUCGUUUGCCUUGUUCUUUUGUCACUCAUGCCUUGCUCGGUUCGUACCUUGUUCAGUCUGAAUUGGGCGAUUACGAUCCUGAUACUAUGGGACGCAAUUAUUUAAAAGAUUUUAAAUUUGCCCCCAACCAUACUCAGGAUCUAGAAGAUAAAGUCAUAGAGCUUCACCGAACCCACAAGGGACAAACUCCAGCCGAAGCAGAAUUGCACUACUUAGAAAACGCUAAGAAAUUGGCAAUGUACGGCGUUGACUUGCACCCAGCUAAAGACUCGGAAGGUGUCGAUAUUAUGUUGGGUGUGUGUGCUUCUGGUCUUCUAGUUUACAGAGACAGACUUAGAAUCAAUCGAUUUGCUUGGCCCAAAAUCCUUAAAAUUAGCUACAAACGCCACAAUUUUUAUAUAAAAAUCCGACCAGGAGAAUUCGAACAAUUCGAAUCUACGAUCGGUUUCAAGUUAGCAAACCAUCGAGCUGCCAAGAAGCUUUGGAAGACUUGUGUAGAACAUCACACUUUCUUUAGAUUGAUGUCCCCUGAAACCAACCAAAAGUCUUCUUUAUUCCCAAAACUCGGGUCCAAAUUCCGUUACUCCGGACGAACUCAUUAUGAAACUAAGAAAACUCCGAUUGACCGACCUGCUCCACAAUUCGAAAGAUCUUUAACUGGCAAGCGUUUAGCUUCCCGUAGCAUGGACCCUCUGGGAGGUUCGCAUCCUGAAGAUGACUAUAACGAGGCUAAUAAACGGCAUACAAUGUCACACCCUCCAGAACACAUUCCCGACAUUGACAAUCAAAGUCCGGCGAAAGUAAAAUCACCGAAAGAGAAGAAGGAGAAAAAAGAAAAGCUUGCUCGGAAAGGCAGUGGUGCCGGAUCGGCGGCUUCGAUUAGUUCUGGCAGUUCCGUGGAAGGAGAAUACGAAGCCGAGAAAAAUCAGAAGAAACCUAUCGGAGGCGUCGCUGUUUUACCUACUGGUAGUCUAUUCGGCAAGAAAAAAGAAAAAGACGAUAAGGAGAAAGAUAAAGAAAAUAAAGACAUCAAUGCACCUGAUCAGAAUGGCACUGAUGUUGAUCUCAAUUCCAGUGGUGAAGGCGAAACACCUGGAAAAGAAAAGAAAGAAAAAUCAAAGAGUCCCGGUUUCCUUUUCGGUUCUAAACGUGACAAAACCCCGAAAGAGAAGAAAGAAAAAGUUGCUGUUGCCGAGAAAACGCCAGAGAAAGGCGGUCCUCCUCUAGGUUCUCCACAACUUCCAGGCUAUACUCGCGAAUAUGAUUACGACGACGAACAAGGUACCCCGAAAAAACCCUUCACCCCUAUUGGAUUCAACUACGAACAACAGAACUCUCCGUCGAGCCCCAAGAGCGAUCCGGAGAGCCAACAAUCACCUUCGACAAAAAGAGCAACAGGAUUGGCUUUCAAUUACGCACCAGGUGAAGAAGAUAAACUUAAAAAACUCAGUCCCGGGUUUAAGGAUCCCAAGGCAGAUACUGCCGCGUUUUUGGCCGGGGAGCAAUAUAUGCAUGAGGCCCCACUCGAGAAAACUGCGAAACCUGGGGCUGCAGCCGCGACCCCCAUUCCGUCGGUUCCAGGAGCUAAAAAGAGGGUUGUUAAGUUGUUCGUUAUUACCGGAAAGAAGGAUCCUAAAACUGGAAGGAUUGACUUGGAAAAUGCGAGUGUUGAUGUAACUGAAGCUCAACAAAAUGUUGAGACUGGACUGAUUGAUUCCAAAUAUGGAUUACUUGAUCCUGGAAAUGGUACUGUUAUUAUCACUGAUCCGCAAAAUGGGCAAAAGGAAGUUGUUCAAGGUCACAUUGAUCCUAUCACUAAGCAAAUUAUUAUCACUUCGGGAUCAGUCAUUGAUCCGAAGUCGGGGAAAAGAGAUUCGACUUUGGGUCAAAUCAUUGCAAUUUCUGGCCAACAGAAACACCCAAUUACAAGUCCGCUGGCAAUAGCUCCCAAAAAGCGUGUGGUUAAAAUUACUGUGGUUACUGCGAAGAAGGAUCCGAAAACUGGCAGAAUUGAAGUCGAAAAAGGAACUACAGAAAAUCUGGAUGCUACCUUGGAUCCUAUGACGGGUCAUAUCGACACUAAAUAUGGAAUCAUAGAUCCGGUUAAUCAGAAAAUCGCCCAUAAAGACCCCAAAUCUGGAAAAACUGAUGUUCGUUCUAUUGAAAUUGACGCUAAUUUGGGCCAAAUCCUCGUCAAAGAUGGCGUAGUUGAUUCGAAAUCUGGAAAAAUUGAUAACAGUUUAGGACAGGUGAUUACCAUUACAGAAGAAGGUGACGCUAUCGUUCCGAUUACCGCUGUAACAGCAAAACGGGACCCCAAAACCGGUCAAUUGGACCCAACUCAGGCACAUAAGGAAACCACUAAUGGUAAAAUCGACAACAAACAUAACUUGAUCAUUACAAAAUACGGUUCCAUCGAUGUGAAAAAUAAAAAAAUCCUGACACGUGAUCCAAAGACAGGAAAAAUUGAGGAACGUCCAGUUCAAUUCGAUGCUCAAGACAACAUAAUCAUUUUGAGCGGGAUAAUACAUCCCAAAACUGGAGUUAAGGAUGAUAAUCUCAGUCAAAUUCUUCAAGUUGGCCCUGAAACUGAUCCAGAAGUGAAAAUUAUUUCAGUUUCUGGGAAAGUCGAUAAGAAAGGACUCGACCCGAAGAACUUAUCACCGGCGGAAGAAUCAACGGGAUUGUAUGACCCUGAUACCAAUAAAGUGUACACGAAAUAUGGCGUUUUUGAUCCUAUUGAAGAAACAUUAAGUUAUUUCGAUCCCAAGACUGGUAAAACCGAAAUCAAGCAAGGGCAGCGCGAUCCCAAUUCCGGUGAAAUCCUCUUUAAAGGAUUGGUUAAUCCUAAGACCGGUAAAGUUGACAACAAUUUUGGCAGAACGAUUAAAGUGGACGUCAAGGGACAGAAAGUUGAUCCUGCUGUUGUCAACCAACCGAGAUUUUUAGAUGAUGUUAAAAAACCAGUCGCUGUGUCUCCAGUCAAGUUACCGGGGCCGCCACCAUUUGUACCCAAAGAGAAGAACAAAAUGGUUAAAUUAUUGGUAAUAACGGCGAAAAGAGAUCCGAAAACUGGUCAUUUGGAUGUUGAGAAUGGUUAUGUAGACCAAUCGGCUGGUAUUCUACACCCAUCUGGUGAAAUCGAUUCGAAAUAUGGCUUAAUUGAUCCGAAAAAAGGCACGAUUACGUUUACAGAUCCUGCAACAGCCAAAAAAGAAACCGUCCAAGGACAAGUUGAUCCAGUUUCAGGACAAAUUCAAAUUAUUAACGGGCCAGUACUUGAUCCGAAAUCGGGCAAAAAGGAUAAUAAUUUAGGGCAGGUGAUCACAGUUGUCGGUUCUGGAGAAACUAAAGAACCAAAACAAGCAGUCAAAUAUGCUCUUAAGACGCAUCCGACCCCCAAGAAACGUGUCAUUAAAAUUUUGGUUAUUACCAGUAAGAAAGACCCGAAAACUGGAAGAAUUGAUACCGAGAAAGGCACUGUUGAGAAAUUGACAGCAACUGUUGAUCCGGUGAGUGGAAUUAUCGAAUCAAAAUAUGGCAAAAUCGAUCCACAAAAUGAGAAAAUCGUACAGAAAGAUAAAUCGGGCAAAGCUGUUGUUACACCAAUCAAAAUCGAUGAAAAUACUGGACAGAUUUACAUCAAUGACAAUAUCGUUGAUAAGAAUGGCAAAGUCGAUCCGAAUUUGUCUCAAGUCAUUAAUGUUGUCGAUCCACAACAUCCUGCUGUUGUUAUUACCACCAUAACUGCACGAAAAGACCCCAAAACUGGCUCUAUUGACCUGGCGAAUGGACGAAUGGAAACAACGAAUGGAAAAAUUAUUCCCGAUACUGGUGAAAUUGUCACCAAGCAAGGAACAAUCAAUUUGAAGUUAAUGAGAAUCACAACACGUGACCCUAAGACCGGCCAAGUACACGAAAAACCAGUCACUGUUGAUAAAGAUGAUAAUAUUAUUAUUUCGGGUGGUGUAGUUGAUCCGAAAACAAAAACUGUUGAUCCGAAUUUGGUCCAGGUUGUGCAAGUCGGAAAUGAGGUUGAUCCAGAGAUUCAAAUUACGACAUAUGUUGGAAAAGUUGAUUCGAAGAAGAAUACAAUUGAUUCGAAGAAUGCUGUUCCAGAUACAACACCGGGGCUUUACGAUCCAGAUAAAAACAAAAUUUAUACUAAGUAUGGUGUCUUGGAUCCGGUUGAAGACACGUUGAUUGUCACUGAUCCCAAAUCUGGAAAAACUGACACCAGGCCUGGACAUAUUGAUUCAAAUACUGGUGAACUGAUAUUUAAGGGUGGUUUCGUUAAUCCGAAAAAUGGUAAAGUUGACAAGGAUCUGGGACGGGCUAUUUCCGUCCAUAUUACUGAACCUGCGAUAGAUCCGGUGACGUCACAACAGCCCUCUGAGAAGGAAUUGCAGAGGGUGGCAACUACUGUACCUAAACCGGUUGAAACUAAACUUACACAACCUGGUGCGGUACAGAGUACUGUAAUACCGGCCAAAGCACCACCCGGUGAUGCUCUAGUACCCAAACGACGUAUCGUCAAAAUCAUGGUUAUAACAUCGAAAAAAGAUCCCAAAACUGGUUUUGUUGAUACAGAAAAUGGCCAAGUGGAACAAAUAACCGGAAUCGUGGACCCUACAACUGGUUUUAUUGAAACUAAAUAUGGACAGAUUGACCCUAAAUCCGGAUCGUUGAUAACACGUGAUACCGCGACUGGUAACGUUGAAAAAGUUCCGGGUAAAGUAGACCCUUCAACGGGUCAAAUCACAGUGAAUGGGGGCCCAGUGAUUGAUCCUGCGACCGGAAAACCAGACAAUACUAUAGGCCAGGUAUUUUCAGUAGUCGGUUUGAAACAAGCUCAGGAUCCUAACGCAGCUCCAAUACCCAAAAAAAGAACAAUUAAGAUCACGGUGAUAACGACUAAGAUUGAUCCUAAAACUGGUAAAAUUGAUUCGGAGAAGGGCCAGAUUGAACAGUCGACUGCCUUAUUAAAUCCUGAAACUGGUCUGAUUGAGUCUAAAUACGGUUUGAUUGAUCCUAAGAGCGGUAAAUUGAUCGUAAACGACCCCAAAUCCGGUAAAAUCGACGCCAAGUCGGCCCAAGUUAACGAAAAUAACGGCCAAGUGAUCGUUAGUAGUGGUGUUGCAGAUCCGAAAACAGGAAAAAUUGAUAAUUCUCUAGGUCAAAUCAUCAGUAUUGCUGGACAGAAUGAUCCGGUUGUUGAGAUAACAACGAUCACAGCGAAGAAAAAUCCGGUUACCGGAGCUGUCGAUGUAAAUAAUGGUCAAAUGGAGAACUCGAAAGGUAAAAAGAUUUCCGCUACCGGUGAAAUUGUUACUAAAUACGGAACAAUCGAUUUGAAAUCGGGUAAAAUCACAAGUGUGGAUCCCAAGACCGGUAAAAGCGAAUCCAGACCGAUUCAAAUUGAUCCGGAAGGAAAUAUCAUUAUUACAAGCAAUGUGAAAGAUCCGAAAACCGAUAGCGUGAAUCCGGAUCUCGGCCAGGUGAUUAAAAUUGGAUCGGAAGUCGAGCCGGAAGUACAUGUCAUCACGUUUGUUGGCAAAGUCGACCCUAAGAAAAAUACAAUCGAUACGAAAAAUAUCACUCCUGAAAUUUCCAACGCUCUCUACAAUCCCAGUACUCACAAAAUUGAUACGAAAUAUGGCCAACUGGACCCUGUUAAUGGCACUCUGACCUACAUUGAUCCUAAAACAGGUCGUCAGGAGGUCAAACAGGGCCAAAUUGAUCCUCAUACCGGACAAGUUUUGUUCAAGGGCGGUUACGUUAAUCCUAAAACCGGAAAAGUCGACCCUUACUUCGGUAGAAUAAUGAGUGUUUUAAUAAAUGACCCUCAAGUGAACAAAUCCGGAGAAAUUGUUCCAAGAACUGUUGAAAAUAUCAAGAUUGAUCCCAAAACCAACCAAGUUUGGGUAUUUGACCAUCAUGAUAAUGUUAGUAAGCAGGAUGUUUAUUCGACCGGUCAUAUUGACCCUAUUACUGGAUAUAUUAUAACGAUUUAUGGUACAAUCGACCCGAAGACUGGUGCUAUUUCAAAGAUUGUUAAAGUGGACCCAAGCAAUGCUAAAAUUGACCCUGAGACGAAUCAAGUUUUCACGAAAACAGGAGAAAUUGACGAUAGCGGUGCUCCGUUAUAUGCCGCGUCUGAAAUUGAUCAAAAAUCAGGAAACAUUUACACGAAAUAUGGCAAGAUCGAUCCGAAAACAGGCAAAUUGGUAAUAAUUCGUAUCUACAUGCUCAACGAGUCUGAUCCAACUGGUAAAGUGAAGGAAAUCGAUCCGAAAGAUUGCCAAUUUGACGAAAAAACCGGUAAAAUCGUCAAUGUGACCACCCAGACUGUGUACAUUUACACAAUGCUCGACCCUAAGACCGGUAAAAUUGUCCAAGUCAAUCCCAACGAUCCCAUGGUCAAGAGCUCUAACACGAAAGUAUCGCAAGUGUUGACACUUUCUGGUGAAAUCGAUCCCGUGACGGGUAAAAUUCACACCGAGUGGGGCGAUAUCGAUCCAGACACGCUAGAUAUCGAUCCCAAGACGGCGAGACGGGACCCUGUUACAGGCCAAUUGAUUUUGAAUUACGCCCAAAUCGACUUGAGUCACUUCCCUGACUUGAAAGACACGAAAAUUAAAGUGAAGACAUACAAAGAUGACGAUUCCAAUGCUUCGAGUGAUGACGAUUUGAACGAAUAUGCGGCUGAAAAUUUGAAAGAUAUCCCCAAUCUUUCGAUAAAAACGGCUAAAUCGCCGACGACUCCUGUGAUUGUCAAGACGACGACCAAACAGAUCGUGACGAAAGAUAAAGAUGGGGUGACGCAGAAUAUUGAAGAGAGGGUGGAAGAUGGACGGACGGGAGAAAUCACGGUUUCGACACACGUUAAUAAGGCGGAUGCACCGAUCGAUGAUGGUAAAUCACCUUUUGUUACCGCCCGUGCUGUAACGACACGUACCGCUACAACGCACGAAGAUCUAGGCACUAACGCACGCACUCAACAACUUGAAGAAAAAACCGUGGCCCAUUCGAUGACGUCGAGUGCGACAAGACAAGAACAACGCACUGUUACCCAGGAAGUAAAAACAACCAGUACUGUUGUUAGUGGAGAUCAGCUGGGCAGACGAGAUAGUGUUAGCUCGACUAGUUCAGGUGAUUCAGGCACACCCAUUGAUCCACCAGAUGAUCCAAAUCAUCCAUAUUACAACAGUAACAUCUAUAAGGAUGUUCCGGGAGGUAUUGUACAAACAGAAAGCGUGGUUUAUAGCGGCGACCCAACUAUACAUCACACAAGCACGACUUCAGUACCAGUGGUGGCAACGGAAGCAAGAAAAGUGCAUUUGACUUCUGACGAUGGUAAUUACAGUGCGACUGGUGAAAUUGUUAGCUCCCAGACUAUCAGUUCUAAGACCAGAACUGUUGAAACAAUCACUUACAAAACGGAACGCGACGGUGUGGUGGAGACAAGAGUUGAGCAGAAAAUUACAAUUCAAUCGGAUGGAGACCCGAUCGACCAUGACAGAGCCCUAGCUGAAGCCAUUCAAGAAGCCACAGCUAUGAAUCCAGACAUGACAGUUGAAAAAAUUGAAAUUCAACAACAGACGGCACAGCCGCCCCAGUAAACGAUUCUUUCAACGUAAUGGCUUUAAAAAACUGCCGAAUUUUUUUUGAAUUUAUAAUAGCUUCGCUUCAUGAUCUGUAUUAGUGUUUGCAUUCAAGGAGAAAUCUGAAGCUGGCCUCUUGUGUAUUAUAAAAUAUUUAUAAUUUAGGAUAUAAGUUGUUUUUUUUCUGUGAGUCGUGUCGUCACAUCACGGUUCUUUAAUUUUUUAAGUCAUUCGAAUAUUCUCAUAUGCUUGGUGUGUGGUCACUUUUAUUACUCUAAUCACCUUAUUUUUACUGAUUUGUUUUAUUUAUUUAGUGAACGUAUUGUAACUGAAAAGUGGAUAAACUGCAAUAAAAAAGUGCUUUCGAGGUAUAAAAAUUUUGGGAUUAAAACAAUGAAACUAAAUUCAAAUGUGUUCAGAAGAAAUUUAUUUUAAAUUAGCCCUCACAUUCCAUAAUGUAUAUUAAAAUAAAAUAUAUAUAAAUAUAAGCUAACGACGCAUUGAGUAUAAAUAAAAUUGUGGAUAUUAUACUGAAAAAGUAUUUGUUGUGUAUUUAAAAAUUUUAUGUAUUGUUUUCAAACAUGCAAGCUAUACUGUAAUGAAGGGGCCCAAAUACUGUCCGUUCUAGUGACAAUAAUCACGGAUAUAUCAGACAGUCACUAUAUUGUAUGUUGCUUUACUAAUUCAAUGUAUAUUCCAUGACAUUAAAUGUUCAUUUUAAGUUGUUCUUGGUCCCUUUUUCUCUUCCAAUAAACCAACUGAGAACAUU